Molecule: messenger RNA, 6446 nt
Organism: Entelurus aequoreus (snake pipefish)
Lineage: Eukaryota; Metazoa; Chordata; Actinopteri; Syngnathiformes; Syngnathidae
Product: axin-1-like
Exons: 15
Coding region: 607-3270 (887 amino acids)
Biological process (GO): negative regulation of canonical Wnt signaling pathway
Source: RefSeq, a predicted model, not a curated record
CGAGAGAGCCCGGGGAGGCGAGGGAGGCAUGAUCAAAGCCGAGAAAGGGGAGGGAUGGUAGAUGGGGAGGAGAGGAUAUCCAAGACAACAACGGGACAAAGAUGGCGCCUGUGACGGGACGUCCGCCCGCGUACCAAAACGUCCGGAUCGCCCGGCGGUGGCCAGGGCGCUCGACGGUCCCCAUUCAUCCACCCUCCCCCCCUUUGUCCCUGCAGGAUGACCGCCGACAUGACACGCCGGAACCACCAGGCCUACCGCCGCCGCCACCGCCAUCGCCGCCAGGCUAGCACGGCUAUGCUUGGACCAGAUGGAGCAGCCGUCGGUCCAGGACUGGACCAGGACUCGGACUGGUGUGUGGACCUCACCUGAGCCACCGCCGCACUCUGCCUCCUCCACAUACCAACAGGGAGGCAUGGCUGGGUGCUCCCGACUGACUGACAGCCGGCUGGAGGAGGAGGGUCACAGGCGGGACGCUCGGGCGCUGCUGCUGGUGAAGUGGACAUGUGAACCACUUGACUGCAGGUUAGACACCUGAGGGAGAAUUGUUUGUCUGCAGAAUCAUUGCUGCAGGAGGACGUCUGACCUCUGCCGUGUGCAACCAGAGACAUGAGCGUUGUCAGGGACUUACAUGGGAUUGGGUUCAGGGGUGGCGGCGGCGGGGUGGUGGCCUCUCUCAGCGGCCCAGCCCAUUUCACGGAGGAUGCGCCACGGCCGCCGGUCCCCGGCGAGGAGGGCUCUGACGUGGACCCCCCGGUCCAGUCGGCGGUCACCCGUCCAGGCGGCCUAUCUCAGACACUUGGCUUCCCCCUGUCGUCGUUAUCCGCCAAGAUGGGGGAUUCCUCAAGCUACACGCCUUCCUCCUCUUCGGCGACCCCCCGUCGCCCCGACCUGGACUUGGGCUACGAACCGGAGGGCUCGGCCUCACCCACUCCGCCUUACCUGAAGUGGGCCGAGUCCCUUCACUCGCUCCUGGACGACCAGGAAGGAAUCCAGCUGUUUCGAAACUUCCUGUGCCAGGAAGGCUGCGCGGACCUCCUGGACUUCUGGUUCGCCUGCUCGGGGUUCCGUAAGACCAGCCAGGAGAAGCGGGCCAAGCUGGCCAAGGCCAUCUACAGGAAGUACAUUGUGGACGGAAGCGGGAUCGUCUCCAGGCAGAUCAAGCCGGCCACCAAGAGCUUCAUCCGAGACUGCGUGGGGAAGCCGCAUCCGGACCCCGCCAUGUUUGAGCAGGCCCAGACGGAGAUCCAGGCUAUGAUGGAGGAGAACACCUACCCUCUGUUCCUCAAGUCGGACCUGUACCUGGAAUACACGCGGUCAGGAGGGGAGAGCCCCAAGCUCAACCCCAGCGACCAGAGCCCAUCGUCCGGUCCUGCCAAGCCCCUCCCUGGCUGCUUACCCACCCUGACCGAAGACGAGGAGUGGAGGUGCGGAGGCAGUGCGAUAGAAGCGGAGGAAGAGAAAGACGAGUGUGGAGACACACCGGCCGGAAGGCUGACCCAAAGCCUGCUGAUGAAGACGGUGCCGCAGAGAACGUCGACUGGCAGGAGGCGGCAGGACAGCAGGGAGUACAGACCUUGGAGAGAGCCGGUGAACCCGUACUACGCCAACGUGGGCUACGCCCGCGCCCCCGCCACCAGUGCCAACGACAGUGAGCAGCAGAGCAUGUCUAGCGACGCCGACACACUGUCGCUGACCGACAGCAGCGUAGAUGGUAUUCCUCCUUACAGGUAUCGGAAGCAGCAUCGCAAGGAGAUGCAUGAAAGUGCCAAAGCUAACGGACGUGUGCCCCUACCUCAUAUACCUCGCACGUAUCGCAUGCCAAAGGACAUCCACGUAGAGCCUGAGAGGUUUGCAGCGGACCUCAUCAGGAAGCUGGAGAUGGUUCUCAGAGAAAGGGAGGCAGAGGAGCGGCUGGAAGAGAGGCUGAAGCGAGUACGACUGGAAGAGGAGGGCGACGACGCCGACGUCUCCGUCAUCACCUCCAUGUCUUCCCACAGCAUACCACUUCCCCUCCCGUCGUCGUUCCCCCCUCUCUACGGCGCUCACUACUCUGAGAACACCGCCAACACGGGAGCCGUCGCCACGUACGGCGGCCUGGUCGCCAUGGAGGAUUCCCUCGACGAUGACCCGGAGUCCAUCCUAGACGAGCACGUGCAGCGGGUGAUGAAAACGCCGGGGUGCCAGUCGCCGGGGGCAACAAACAGCGGCACCUUAGGAGUGGGCGGCCGACAGACGCCUCCCAAGACGUCGCGGUCGCCUGAUGGCGGAGUCGGUCCGCCUCACUACCCGCCGCACCGAGGGGGAGGUCACAGUCUGCCUGCUUCUGGGGUCAAAGGUAUCCAUCACCACAAGCAGCUGUACCACCACAGAGGAAGAGAAGGCCAGGAGGAGACGGGCUCCAGGUCGCAGCCCAACUUCAUUUGGAAUGGAGAGCCAGCUAGUCAGUACGCAGCGAGAAGUCGAAAUUACGCCGACGGGGCCGGAGCCAGCAUCCUGGAUGGAAUGGGUUAUUGUAGUAAAGGGAGCACGCUGUCACGACGUGGUAAGAAGCCAUUGGAGACGUCGGGCAAGGGCGAUGAGGGCGGGCGGGGCGUGGAUACCCAGGUACCUCUAGAUGACUUGGAGAGGAACCAGAAGAUCCUCCAGUGGAUGAUGGAGGGCGACAGGCAGAGGAAAAGCUCACAUGGUGGCAGCACCAGCAGCUCCAGGCGGACGGGAGCCAGCAGCGAGGCGCCGCGUCCCACCUCUGUGGAGCGACCCGGCGCCGUCCAUCCGUGGGUCUCGGCCCAGCUGCGCAACAACCCCUCCUCAGCGUCACCCGCCAUCGUCCCACACUCGGUGGCGGCGGCCCAGGUGCAGCCCUUGCACCCUUUCAUCCAGGACCCCGCCAUGCCCCCCAACCCGGCUCCCAACCCCCUCACCCAGCUGGAGGAGACUCGACGCAGGCUGGAGGAAGAGCGAAGGAGGGCGGCGCUUCAGCAGGCUAAGCCAAGGCACAAGUCUGGAAAGCGCCAAGUGUGUGAGAACAUGACGGUCGCCUACUACUUCUGUGGCGAACCGAUCCCCUACCGGACCUCGGUCAAGGGCCGCGUGGUGACUUUGGGCCAGUUCAAGGAGCUGCUGACCAAAAAGGGCCACUACAGGUUCUACUUCAAGAAAGUCAGCGACGAGUUUGACUGCGGCGUGGUGUUCGAGGAGGUCCGAGACGACGACGCCAUCCUGCCCAUCUUCGAGGAGAAGAUCAUCGGCAAGGUGGAGAAGGUGGACUGAAGCGGCGGCGAAAGUGAGGCGACCGUUGCCACGCGGAGUACGUUUGCAGAUGAAGAAAAAGCAAAGAAAGUGGGAUGAAUGGAAGGAGCAGCGUGUGUAGGAUGUUUGGAUCAAAGACAGGCCGGAAGAUCACGUCUUAUCUUGCUUUCAUUGCGGACCUUUCAAACCUCCUGUCUGUCCACUCUGACGCCGCCAUGGAGGGAAAAGGGCGGAGCUAAAGUCUUCCACUUGUUCUCCGGAGGAGACCGCGACCAUGCUGCUACACGACCACAGGAUCUCUUCAGUCGGUGCUCAGAGACGCCCCCCCACCCUUUCCCGUCUCCGUUCCUCACCAGCUUGCCACGAGAUUACGAGGACGGAUGAUGAAAAGGAAGCUGGUCCUCUCGGAGAGACGGAUUCCUGUGACGUCACGUUGCCAUCUCUCCAAUUCAACAGUUCUCUACACAAGGUGUUUACCAAAGCUACUCUUUUAUUUUGACGGGACAAGUAUGCUUCUGACACGGCAGGUACUAUGACUUAUUCAUGUGGUAUUAUUAUGACUAUUGUUCCUUUUCCAUAUCAGGAUCUCUUUGUUCGUCUUACCCAACAACUUCCUCCCGUCUUUUUAAUUCUUACACACUCGCCAGCCAGCCAACGCUUGGCAAUGUGACGCCCGCUGAUAUUUAUCUGCCUGAACUAGCCAAAGAACACGACCACGCGUCCCCCCUCCCCCACCCCUCAUAUUUGAGUACCACAGACCACAACGAGGAAUGUUGUUCAAAUCCACACACUUGUUGUGGUUUUUCUCUUCGUUUUGAGCGUUUUAACCAAGACGUGGAGAAAACAAAGUCCUUCUUUUUAUCGGGAAGCCACAUGGCAGCGAGUCGCAUGAAAAGAAAUGCCAGCUAGUUGACGGACUGUGAAAGCUAAACCAUCAAAUAAAAAGUCAUCACACUAAAUGAUCCGUUAUGCUUAAAUUAACGAUUUGUUUUAGUACUAAUUUAUUCAAAAAAAAAAGUGUAUACAAUUGUACUUUUUUUUUUUUUAUCGAAAAAAACACAUUUUAACAUUUGGAGAUGCACACUUUGUUGCAGGGGUGUCCAAACUUUUUCCCACUGUGGGCUGAAAGAAAGCAUGCAGGGGCCAUUUUAAUAUUUUUAAUUUUCAAUAACAAUGCAAUAUUGUGACCCCUAUAGCUUCCCUCAACCAAAGGGUCUCAAUCAUUAAAGUGUUAAAAAUAAGUCAUGUAUAUAUUAGGUCUGUCCAAAAAAUGGAUUCUCGUAUUAAUCGCGAUUCUUAUUUGUAACGAUUUUUAAUCGAUUAAAAACAUUUAAAAAAAAAAUAAAAAAUUCUCCCCAGAAAUCAGUCCUUUCCAACCACUUUAUUAAAUGUUUGGGUAGAAUUUUAUUAAACAAAACCAGUUUUCGUUUAAGUAAUAUAGAAAUGUAUCAGAGCUGUUUAUACAUUUUAUGGAGGAAUGUAGUUAAUCAUAGAACUGGCACCCAAUGUUAUUAAAGUAUUGACUUUGAAUCGAAUCGUUGCCCCUAAGAAUCAAAUCGAAUCGUGUGGUGCCCAAAGAUUCAAAACCCCAUUCUAUAAAUAUAUAUACAUAUAUUUUUAUUUUUUAUUUCAACACUUAAAUAUCUAGAGAUGAACUUAAGAUGUAUCCGUUGACAUCAAGUUUAAACUAUUUUUAUGUGUCAUGCCCUAUUUGUCAAAACCCAACCCUAAUAGGAAAAACAAAGUAUGCAAUAUUAGUGGAAUAUUUGAUGUGAAAUAAUUCAUAACAAUAUUGAUUGAUUGAAACUUGUAUUAGUAGAUUGCACAGUACAGUACAUAUUCCGUAAAAUUGACCACUAAAUGGUAAGACCCGAAUAAGUUUUUCAACUUGUUUAAGUCGGGGUCCACGUAUAUUGCUUUUGGUUUAUUAUUUUUGGAACAAUGACAUUUUAAAGAAUAAAACGGACUAAAGGUCCCGGGAAAGGCCCUCCACUAAUAAAAGUGUUAAAAGUAAGACAUCUCAAUAUAAUUUUUAUUUUCAAUGCUGACAUCGCUAGAACCAAAUUCAAGAAGUUUUUUGUCGAUUACAACUUUUUAUUUAUUGAGCAAUGACAGUUUUAAAGUAAAGAACAUGGCAGCUUUAUUAGAGCCAAUAUUGCAACAUUUUCUCUUCACGUUUCAACCGUUUUCUCUUUUAUUCCACUUUUUAAUGUUUGUUUUGUAACACUUUUAAAAUGGCCGCACUUUGGACACCCCUGCUUUAGCCUGACAGCGACGUUUUUAUUCUUCUUCAUACAGCAAACUCGUCCAGACUGGAUCGGCAGCGCCUCUGCUGGUUGCAGCCAUGAAUUGCGCUCAAAAUCCUUUUUUUUAAUUUUUUUUUUUUAUUCUGGCAUUUGGAGUUCGUUAACCGAGCGAUAUGUUUUGAAGAAGUGAGUUUAAUCGCUAAGUUGUGCCAACUCGAGGAAUAUUGGUAACGUUUGCAAAAUAUUACCUAAAUGGUCAAUUCCCAGUCGUCCCAUCGUAAUCUGAAUGCCAAGUGGUCUGUUGGGACGUGAAUGUAACUCUCGCCAGCACAGAGGAGUGUUUGUGUGCGUGAGUGUGCGCGCGAUAAGGUUUCAUGUUAAACUGUUGGCAGUUGAAUGUGCUUCUCCAACCAAGAAGUGGACCUCUGGUGACUUCUUAUUUUUGUCCCGGGGAGGGAAACAAACGGAACCCAAACUGACUUCAAAACCCAUCCUUGGAUAUGACACUUUUUAAACUGAUUUGUUUAUAUAAAAAAAAAUAAUAACUUCAAUAAUCACCAAGCAUGUUCUUUGUAAGGAAUGUUUUCCAGAUGUCCAUGUUGAUGUAUUGUUUGUCUGCAAACUGCAACAUGUUGUGUUGUCAGUUUGUGUAAAACACAGUGCCUUUUUAUCUUAGCUUUUUUUCUCCCCUCUUUUCUUUAUCGUGUUGUUUAUUUUCCCCCUCACUUAGGCCUAUUGUAAUUAUUAUAUAUAUUUUUUAGCUUUCAGACAUGCUCGGUCACCUCCUCCUUGUCGUCGCCUGAUGACGGUCUGCUGUAAAUAUGUACAUUUAUCAUUUCAUACACACGCCUUUCUCACCCGCGCCGCACAUCCACGGUGUCACUGAUGUGCUGCUUCCACUUGUACAUUUCUUUGCAAAAGGUACUUCAUAAUAAAGAUGAUGGAUAAACA